Lolium perenne is the source of this 997-nucleotide messenger RNA. RefSeq names its product probable LRR receptor-like serine/threonine-protein kinase At1g06840. The record is from RefSeq and is a predicted model, not a curated record. Gene Ontology annotation, biological process: protein phosphorylation. Gene Ontology annotation, molecular function: protein kinase activity; ATP binding. Lineage: Eukaryota; Viridiplantae; Streptophyta; Magnoliopsida; Poales; Poaceae.
ACCCCUCCACAGGAUGAAAAACACCGAGAUCUUUUCGAAAGGCGUCCCAGUUUAGUGAGGAAUUUAGAAGAAGAAAAAAAUCUUUGUUUAAAAUUUACCACUACAUGGUCCAUACUGAUUCGGCUGUACAAAACACUCCAAACAAUUGUAUGAUUCACUAGUUUGUUGGUUUGCCUCUUUUUUCUUUGCAGAAUUUCCAACUGUGAUGUCGUCAGGUUUAAACAAGGGUGCACUAGCAGGGAUUUUGGUAGGAACGAUUACUGCUGCUAUUGCAGUAUCUGUGGGUUUUACCAUUUUUAUAAUGAGAAAACGCUCAAAACAUCGAACAGUUUCGAGGAAGUCAUUAUUGUCGAGGUUCUCUGUCAAGGUCGAUGGUGUGAGAUGCUUCACAUUUGAAGAAAUGGCUAAAGCGACCAAUGAUUUCGAUGAUUCAGCUGAAGUUGGUCAAGGAGGUUAUGGAAAAGUCUAUAGAGGUAAUCUAGAUGAUGGAACAGCCGUUGCAAUCAAACGAGCACAUGAAGAUUCUCUGCAAGGUUCAAAGGAAUUUUGCACGGAAAUAGAACUGCUGUCAAGAUUGCAUCAUCGUAAUUUGGUAUCCCUCAUUGGCUAUUGUGAUGAAGAAGAGGAACAGAUGUUGGUGUAUGAAUUCAUGCCAAAUGGCACCCUACGUGAUCAUCUUUCCGUAACUUCUAAAAGACCUCUGAACUUCAGUCAGAGGUUGCAUAUUGCAAUGGACGCUGCAAAGGGAAUCCUCUAUCUACACACUGAGGCAGAUCCUCCUAUAUUCCACCGUGAUGUUAAGGCCACCAACAUUCUAUUGGACUCUAAGUUUGUAGCGAAGGUGGCUGACUUUGGUCUUUCAAGGCUUGCUCCGGUCCCAGAUAUCUCAGGAACAUUGCCGGCUCAUAUCUUCACUGUUGUCAAGGGCACUCCAGGGUAUCUUGAUCCAGAAUACUUCCUGACUCAUAAAUUAACAGAAAAAGUGACGUUUAUAUAA